This is a messenger RNA of Symsagittifera roscoffensis, 1805 nucleotides long. RefSeq names its product proton-coupled amino acid transporter 1-like. NCBI's taxonomy places the organism in Eukaryota, Metazoa, Xenacoelomorpha, Acoela, Convolutidae. The transcript is spliced from 4 exons. The record is from RefSeq and is a predicted model, not a curated record. The coding region runs from base 105 to 1805 and encodes 566 amino acids. Gene Ontology annotation, molecular function: L-amino acid transmembrane transporter activity. Gene Ontology annotation, biological process: amino acid transmembrane transport.
UUCUUUUGAUUGAGUCAAGCGAGUAGUACUGCUUAUAAAGUGAACUGAAUCUGCUAAUCAUGUAAUCAGAAAAAUUGUUCAUUGUUUAUCAACUCAACAAAAUAAUGGCAGAUGAAAAGACUCCUCUUAUUGCUUCUGACCUCUCAGAAAAGAGUUCCCCACCUGCCCAUGGAUCCGCCCAAGUUGACCUAGAGCACACCAAUGCAGAUGAUGUUCAAGAUAGCUGUGAAGAUUCGCUGGAAGAGGGAGAAAAUAAAGCUGAUGGCUCUGAUGCAAUUCAUGAGGAACAAUCACACUCAAGAGAUUUUGUGGCACCGAAUUCGACAACGAACAACACUUCGAAACCGCGUCGGAAAAUCAGCUCAUCGAAUGCUCCCCGAAAACUAUCCUCUUCUGGACUUCAGAGCUCAGAAGAAUCCAAACGAGAGAAUGAAAAACGCGCAGCUGCUCGGAAACUAAAGACGCCAGACUCCGAGAUUGAUUUGCUGAGUAAGAAUAGUGUGGAGUCCCUUUUGGGGGAGGAGAGAAGUGGAGACAAUCUGAUCACGUGGUAUCAAUGUCUAGCUCAUGUGACCAAGGGUUAUGUGGGCACUGGCAUAUUAGCCCUUCCUUAUGCAUUCUCUCUAGUGGGUUGUGUAAGCGGUCCACUAUUCAUGGCCUUUACAAUCGUUAUGGCCUUUUGUGCAGUGAACUUCCUCGUAGACGCAUGUCGCCACAUGUGUAAAAUAGAGCAGAGGUCAUUUAUGGACUAUGGCGACUUAGUGGAGAGUGUGUUACGUCAUGGCCCUUUUGAAUAUCUUCAGAAGUAUGGCCCCAUCGCAAAAAAGGCUACCAAUAUUCUACUUGUUAUAACUCAACUGGGGUUCUGCGCUGUCUAUUUGAUCUUCAUGGCGCAGAAUUUAGGUUUUGUUCUCAAAGACUACGGUGUCCAAAAUCAAUUCGACGUCAGAUUAAUAACAUGCUGUCUAUUUGUUCCCGUAGCUCUUCUCUGCCUCAUACGCAACUUGGCCUAUCUUGCCGUGCUAUCAGCGCUGGCCAAUUUUCUGCUCGCAUUUGGAUUGGGAGUCAUCAUCUACGAGGUCUUCCUCCAAGCGCCCAAACCCACCACACACCUGCCCGCGUUCGAAUCCCUCUCGAACCUACCUCUCUGUUUUGGAAUCAUAUCAUACUCCCUAGAAGGAAUAGCAAAUUUACUUCCCUUGGAAAACAAAAUGCGAAAACCAGAACACUUCAAACGCGUGCUCAACAUUGGGUUGUUAAUAGUGUUUUCCUUUUCCUUAGUUUUUGGGAUUCUGGGCUAUGAAAUGUUUGGCCAUAGUAUUCAAGCCUCUAUCACUCUCAACUUACCAAAAACUUGGUAUUUUGCACUCACCAAAUUUAUGUUUGCUUUUGUGAUUUUCAUAACAUAUGCGAUACAGUUUAUAGUUCCUGUUCGACUUUUUAUGCCUUGGGUGAAAGAAAAGUUCCCGAAAUGCGAUGAAACUAUAAGAGAGUAUCUGCUUCGAAUCUCAUUGGUAAUUUGUACAUUCCUCGCCGCAAUUAUCGUCCCGAAGCUCGGCACGUUUACUGAACUGAUUGGAUGUUUUGCAUGUUCAACAUUAACAUUUACACUGCCUGCAAUCGUGUUCCAUUUCUCGCUCUACAGCAACCACACAGUAUCAGUUAGACGAAAACUCGCUUACAAAGUAAUUGUUGUGCUUUUGUUGGUCAUGGGAAUUUGUGGUUCUGUGACAGGGUCAGUUUUAUCAAUAAGAAACCUCAUUGCAGCAUUUUUCGACGGGAAAGACUAUAUGAGUGAUUUAUGA